AUGCAAACACUUCUGCUAUAUAAUAUUCCAAACAUACUCACUGGCAAUGUGAAGAUCGUUGAUCGCUACCACGUUAUGUAUGGCCAGGUCGGCAAAAUUGACGACAGGGCUGGGCUCACCACUGAUCCGGCUACAGGAGAACUACUGUAUACAGUCGUCUUCAAUGAAGGCCAAGCUAAUGAAGAACGUCUGAAAUUUCUCAGACCGCAGGUAGAGGUUGCUGAGUGA
This is a messenger RNA of Sparassis crispa, 228 nucleotides long. RefSeq lists its product as hypothetical. The transcript is spliced from 3 exons. NCBI's taxonomy places the organism in Eukaryota, Fungi, Basidiomycota, Agaricomycetes, Polyporales, Sparassidaceae. The record is from RefSeq and is a predicted model, not a curated record. Bases 1 to 228 code for a protein of 75 amino acids.